CUGAGCUCGAUCACGUGGCUCCGUGUCGAAGGUCAGUCCAGCACAAUGGAGCUGCCAGAGUAUGCACUGAAAGGGUUGCAAUUGCUGGCCGAUCCCAGCCAUUUCUCCGACAAAACAUUCCACAUUUUAGUGGAAGCGGCUUUCGCGAGCCUCCUAAACCCGCAAACCGACGGAGAAACUUUGAAUCAUGUAGAACUGAGAAAUUUGGACUUGACUUUGGUGAAACAAUGCCAUGUAGCCAUCGUAACCUGUGUGUUGGAGGCAGGAAAACAAAACGCCGACAUAUCGACUAUAAGCACGUUGUUGGAAGACUGUGGAUUUGGAGGAGAAAGAAUAGACUUACUUUGCACAAAUUACCAGAAGAACAAAGAUAAAGUGGAAACCCUACUAGGAGGCUUGGGGAGAUUUCCUUCUCACAUCAUUGAUGCUUCUUGGCGCUUGGAAUAUCACAUUAGGAACAACCAUCUGCAUAAAGUUAAUCAGCCAGCAUAUCUGUUGACAUUAAAUGUAGAGAAUGGAUCCCAACCAGCUCAGGACGUUACUUUUAGUUGUACAAUGGAGCAAUUGCAGGAUCUUUUGGGGAAGUUGAAGGACGCGGCUAAAAGCAUGGAGAAGGCGAGUCAGAUGUAAUUGAUGGAGCUGUGGGGACCGCGAUUGAACUCCCAAGCUGUGGGUGGCAUUAAAUGAAUCCGCCAAAACCUGCGCGCUUCCAGAUCGUGUGCAAGUGUACAGACAAGCCAUAAGUAGUUCAAACGUUGUAUUUGACGAAACGUAUAACAUUCUGUCGGCUACGUCAUAUGAAAUGAAACGCUUUUGAAGACGAAGACUUUUGCUGUAUUAGACUUGAAUAUUUAUAGAAUAAACAAUAUUUUGUACCUUAGCUUGUGUUCAGCUGUAAAUACUACACUUUUCUGAAAUAAAGAUUCUUAUGACCUGA
Molecule: messenger RNA, 937 nt
Organism: Hypanus sabinus (Atlantic stingray)
Lineage: Eukaryota; Metazoa; Chordata; Chondrichthyes; Myliobatiformes; Dasyatidae
Gene: commd3
Product: COMM domain containing 3
Exons: 8
Coding region: 46-630 (194 amino acids)
Biological process (GO): sodium ion transport
Source: RefSeq, a predicted model, not a curated record